Molecule: messenger RNA, 1143 nt
Organism: Cotesia congregata
Lineage: Eukaryota; Metazoa; Arthropoda; Insecta; Hymenoptera; Braconidae
Source: the annotation of a GenBank genome assembly
GGGAAAACAAUGCCUUUCUUGGACACUACGAAUGGAAAUGGUGUGGAUGAUAAAUCCAAUGAAAACGAGUUUCUCAAUGCAGUUGUCAAACAUGUUCCUCAUUCAACGUACUCAUUUGAAGUAUUGCAAGAUACAGCGCGGUAUCUUUUGGACCGAACAUCGAUUCGACCUAAAAUAGGAAUUAUUUGCGGCUCUGGAAUGAGCGAGUCUGAGCAUAGUGAGUUGUGUCCAGGUUCGAUCGCGGAAUCAUUGACUCAGCAGCAGAUCUUCCCCUACGAGGAUAUCCCGCACUUUCCCAAAUCAACGGUCAAGGGCCACGUCGGCCAGAUGGUCUUUGGAUAUUUGCAGGAUGUUCCGAUAAUGUGCAUGCAAGGCAGAUUUCAUUACUAUGAGGGAUAUCCUCUCUGGAAGUGCGCAAUGCCCGUGAGAGUAAUGAAGCUGAUUGGAGUUACACAUUUGAUAGCAACAAACGCUGCCGGAGGAUUGAACCCCAACUACAAAGUUGGAGAUAUAAUGCUCGUCCAAGAUCACCUCAACAUAAUGGGAUUCGCGGGUAACAACCCCUUGCAAGGGCCCAACGACGACAGUUACGUGUCUAAAACAGCCGCACCCGCUACUGGGAAUUACUUUGCGGACUCCCGGAAAUUCGAUUUAUCCUUCGCUAGGAACUCGACUUAUUUCUUCUUCAUAUCGCUAUUUUAUAAAAUCUUAUUUCAUGAUAUCGCGUUACUAAUGCCAAAAGGAUUUGGGCCACGGUUUCCGCCGAUGAAUAAAGCUUACGAUCGUGAGCUUCUCAAAGUCGGACAGGAAGUUGCUGAAGAAAUGGGACUAUCAGAUAUUGUUCACAGAGGAGUUUAUACUUGCCUAGGGGGACCUAGUUUUGAAACAGUUGCUGAACUUAAAAUGCUGAGGAUGAUUGGAGUUGAUGCUGUUGGAAUGUCAACAGCUCAUGAAGUUAUAGCAGCUCGUCACUGCAACCUGACAGUCUUCGCCUUUAGCUUGAUAACAAAUCUCUGUGUCUUUGAUUAUGACUGUCAUGAUGAAGCUAAUCAUGAGGAAGUUAUGGACGUGGGAAAAUCUCGACAGCCUGUUCUUGAAGACUUUGUUCGACGAAUGGUUCAACGGAUCAAGGCCUACCUCUAA